Messenger RNA from Miscanthus lutarioriparius, 1785 nucleotides. NCBI's taxonomy places the organism in Eukaryota, Viridiplantae, Streptophyta, Magnoliopsida, Poales, Poaceae. The record is from the annotation of a GenBank genome assembly.
AUGGAGCCGCCGACUGGGUUCUGGACCUCGCUGUUGAGCUUCCUCAAGUUCUUGCCCUACUUCUGCGGCCUCCUCAUCCUUGGGUUCAUCAAAGGUGUUUUGUUGUGCCCUUGGGCAUGUCUGAUUAUGGCAAUUGGAAUAUCUGCACUAAUCCUGGGCUUAUGGCCUAUGCAUCUGAUUUGGACAUACUACUGCAUUAUCAGAACCAAGCUGGUGGGACCUGUAGUAAAGCUUCUGCUUCUUAUUGCUGCUACUGCAGUCUUGAUCGUAUGGUUGACAAUUGGCAUCCCGGGAAGUGUAUUUGCUGGACUAGUAUAUGGUUUUCUAGCACCCAUAAUGGCUACAUUUGAUGCAGUUGGAGAAGGCAAAGAAAAGCCAUUUGUUCAUUGCUUUGUGGAUGGAACAUGGAGUACUAUCACUAGAAGCUGUACAGUAGUCAGGGACGUAAAAGAUUUGCUUUUCCACUCCUAUUUUUCAAUUAUGGAUGACCUUCGUCUUCAGAAACCUCCUGACGGGGAGCCAUACGAGAUAAGAUUGCUUGAUAUUCCCGGUGCACUAAUAGUGGCCGCAUUUGGGCUUCUACUUGAUGGAAUAAUGUUUACAUUAAUUGCCUUCUAUAAAUGCCCUGUGAUGCUUUUCAAAGGAUGGCAACGACUGAUUCAGGAUAUGAUUGGGAGAGAAGGGCCUUUUCUGGAGACGGCUUGUGUGCCAUUUGCUGGUCUUGCUAUUCUUCUUUGGCCAUUUGCUGUAGUAGGAGCUGUUCUGGCAUCCAUACUCUCCAGUGUCCCUUUAGGUGCUUAUGGUGCAGUUGUAGCUUAUCAGGAAUCCUCCUUUAUCAUGGGACUUGCCUAUGUGUUCUCGUCAGUGUCUAUAUUUGAUGAAUACACGAACGAUGUUCUCGACAUGGCACCUGGUUCUUGUUUUCCAAGAUUUAAAUAUCGGAAGGGCAAAGGUGAGUCUUCACACAGACAUAGCGCUCCGUUAUCCAGACCAGCCUCAUUCGACAGGGAGAAGCAAGAAGGGAAAAGACCUCCAUCUCGUGUUACUUCAUUUAAGAACAGCAUUGAUGAGUUCAAUCCAUUCAAGUUGCUGGACCACCUAUUUGCCGAAUGCAGGAACCAGGGGGAGGCUUUGGUUAACAAAGGGGUGAUAACAAUGAAAGACAUUGAAGAAACGAAGUCUGGAAAAGUUGGCAGCGGUGUUCUUAAUGUUGGUCUACCAGCAUAUGUUAUCCUUAAUGCACUCCUUCGGUCUGCAAAAGCUGAUUCUGUCGGGCUAAUCUUAAGUGGCGGCUCUGAGAUUACAUCUGAUGACAAUAGACCUAAAAAUACCAUCUUUGAUUGGUUCUUUGACCCGCUUAUGGUUAUAAAGGAACAAAUCAAAGCUGAGAACCUUACUGAAGAAGAGGAAGAAUAUCUGAAAAUGCGAGUACUGUUGUCUGGUGAUCCCAGUCGCCUAAAAGGUUCUCUGCCUCAUGUUCCAUCCUUGACCGAGCGUAAAAAGGCAGAUAUAGACGCAUUCGCUCGCAGAUUGCAAGGAAUCACAAAGUCGAUAUCUAGAUAUCCUACAGCAAAGCGCCGCUUCGACGUCCUUGUGAAGGCGCUCUUGUCAGAGCUCGAGAAUACGAUGGGUGGCAGCCAAUCUGGCAAUGGAUCCCAGUCCCAGGCGCAGAGGCUGCGAAACUCGGUAGCCCGGAUGCUCAGCCAGAAAUCCAUGGGCAAGACGGCCAACAUCAGGGAUGAAGACCCAGAAGCGCAGAUGACAAGAUUGUCUCGCACCCCAUGA